Arctia plantaginis is the source of this 1290-nucleotide messenger RNA. The record is from the annotation of a GenBank genome assembly. Lineage: Eukaryota; Metazoa; Arthropoda; Insecta; Lepidoptera; Erebidae.
AUGGCAAGAGCCAGACUUCAUUGUAUUUUUGUGUUGUUAUUAUACUCUCAGAGCAGUUAUGGACAGCAAGCAUUGGGCAAUAAUCAAAAUUGUGGCAUGACUAAUUCUAAUGGUAUUCAGCAACAAAAUCUACAGCGGUCUCCGAGGAAUUUCAAUCAAAUUCCAAAUGGUGUCGUAAAUGUCAAUUUGUCUCAGCAGCCUAAUUCACAACAAGCUAAUUUUCAAUUGCCUUCAGCCUUGUUUAAUGAAAAUCAAGGAAAUCUACAGCAACAACUAAAUCUACCGCCUACUUUGCAAUCCCAAUCUUCGCCUGGAAAUCAAAAUAACUUCCAAAUAACCAAAGUUGGAUUUACUCCAGUUGCAUCAGGAAUGGUAGGCAAUCCAUCUACUUCGCCGCAAGAAUUUCAAAAUGCAGGUGUUAAAACAAAUGUGCAAAUGAAUGCAGGAUCCCAGGGAAUGGGUCAAAUGGCUAACACACCUAUCUCAAUAUCAACCCUCGCUGAGUUAGCAUCUUUAAAGGGACAACCAUCCUUACUAUCUAUUUUAAAUCCCCAAAACAAUGGACAAUCACAACAUAAUUCACAGAUAAUGUUGAAUUCGCAAAAUCAACUAACUGAUGCUCAGAAACAGUUCUUAGUGAGAUCACUUCAAGGACAGAAUCACCAAGGAAUAAACGUGAUACAAGCUCAACCAAGAGUAGUGAGCAUAGAUAACCAACAGCCAUUAACCGUUCAUGCUUUAUCCCAACCCCAACAAGGCCAGGCUAUAGUGACAUCUUUGGGUAAUCAACCAGCAUAUAUAACAGUCCAAGCUCAACCGCUAACUACGUAUCUUCAAAAUCAAACACCAAAAGUUGUAGUAGAAGAAGAACCCUCAAUAAUGUCUUUAAUUUUAUCAGAACUAGGUCCUCAGUACGCUGUUAACUCUGGCUAUAUUCCACCAAAGAAGGGAUCGAAAAAUAGCCUAAAAGCUCUCAUUCCUUUGAUAAUAAAUUUGAUUAAGGAGAAAAAUAAUUGUGGCUGUCGGAAUUGCGGAUGUCCAAACAACUGUCACAAUGUUAGUUCAAGCAAAUUGGAGUUAGAACCCCAAAUGGCUCAAAUAUUUGGAGGGUAUUCUAACCAGAAAUAUUAUAGUCAAAACUCAGAUUAUUCAGCUAGAGUCAAGAAGAAUGACGAGGAUGAGUCUAGUGAUGAUAAACAAGAAAGUAAAAACAAAAAAACAGUGAGUGUUGCAAGUGCAGAGAUUUCAGAAGAAGAAGAUAAUUCGGAAUACGUAGAUGAAGAAGAUUAA